CGAUAGCACGCACGCGUCGCCAAUGUUAAGCGUAUAAAUAAACAAGACACUUUAAAAUGUUCGAGCGCAAUAUUAGUUAAUUUUUUAUCGAGUACAGAUUUCGAACGACGAACACGAUAGUUUUUUUGUGGUGCAGUGAUUGUUUUCAUAAUCAUGAAUGAAUCAACAGUGUUUAUUAAUGAUGUCGUUGAUGUCAACGACACUGACGCCCGUAAUGAUACUUGGCAGUGGUAUAAGGAUGUGGUGCGAACGUGGCUGGAAGACCCUGGAAUGGAGGAGCAUAACGGGUUGAAUCUGACAGCUCUGAAGAUGGACCAGGCUUAUAUGACUGGAUUAUCCGACAGGCACGUUGGCGUCUACAGUGUCUCCGAUGACUGUUUUCGAUGCCCCUACGAGUUGCAAAAGGUGCUGCUGCCUGACUUGGAAGAAUCGUGGAUAGUGAACACAGCCAGACGAACCUCGUGGCGAGUGUACACAACACAGGACGACCUGUACGUCAGUGCUAGGAAUACCACAGGUUUGCUAUGCCAGAUGCGGCCUGAAAUGGGACAGUUCGGCGUAUACCGACUCAAUGUCUCCGGUGAAGAAUGCCACGUACACACAUCCAAGGAACCUGUCAACAUUUAUUUGCGUAAGUUAUCUAUUCUAUUUCCCAAAUGAGGUCUGAAGGAUGAAAAGGAAACAAUAUUUCAAAUUCGUACAUCAAAAGUGCUGUUAUGACAUGAAAGUCAUAGGCCUUUUCAGGAGUGUACUACGUCAGUGGGAGAGAGGCGUGAUGGCAUGUAUAUAA
This is a messenger RNA of Hyposmocoma kahamanoa, 790 nucleotides long. RefSeq lists its product as uncharacterized. The coding region runs from base 154 to 660 and encodes 168 amino acids. Lineage: Eukaryota; Metazoa; Arthropoda; Insecta; Lepidoptera; Cosmopterigidae. The transcript is spliced from 3 exons. The record is from RefSeq and is a predicted model, not a curated record.